Pyricularia grisea is the source of this 3148-nucleotide messenger RNA. RefSeq lists its product as uncharacterized. Gene Ontology annotation, cellular component: plant-type cell wall. NCBI's taxonomy places the organism in Eukaryota, Fungi, Ascomycota, Sordariomycetes, Magnaporthales, Pyriculariaceae. The transcript has 3 exons. The coding region runs from base 218 to 2779 and encodes 853 amino acids. The record is from RefSeq and is a predicted model, not a curated record. Gene Ontology annotation, biological process: xylan catabolic process; arabinan catabolic process. Gene Ontology annotation, molecular function: xylan 1,4-beta-xylosidase activity; alpha-L-arabinofuranosidase activity.
UUUUUAUUCUUCUCCGCUUCUCACUAUACUUUUCUGCGUAUUUUUCUUUUCUCAACUUAAGCGAGAAUAAGUCCCGGGCGACUCAAUUAACCCGGAAGUCAAAAUCAGGUCGACUGAUGUUUCGGCAAAAUAACAAGGCACACACACAUACACAGACAUACAUACUACUAAAAAAGAGCGUUAUCUUGGCCGUUCUGCCUGAAUAAAGACACUUAAGAUGAAAGAAGAUGAGAGGCUGCUGGGGGAGUACAAGGACCAUGGCGGCGACUCGAAGGGAGCGGGAGCACAUGCAUCUGAUGCACCGGGACGACGAUUUAAAUCGGAACAUCGGCGCAGUUCUGGGCAGGCCCUGAGGCGAUUUGCAAAGUAUGCAAUCGUCGCCAUGGCUAUCAAGUACUUUUUGGGGGCGCUCCUUGGGCUUUUGCCAUAUGUCGCCCACGAGGUUCAGGGAGCAAUCACGUACCCGGACUGCAGAAAUGGUCCUCUGUCUACCAACAUCGUCUGCGACCAGACAGCCACCCCGGCGGAGAGGGCUGCGGGGCUCGUUGAUGUUAUGGAGCUUGAUGAGAAGCUAGAGAAUAUGGUCAACGACUCUCCCGGCGCACCAAGGAUAGGGCUUCCGGCGUAUGAGUGGUGGUCCGAGGCCCUUCACGGCGUCGCCAACUCGCCCGGUGUGACCUUCAACAGAUCAUCCGGCGGAGCCUUCUCCUCUGCCACCUCCUUUUCCAACCCCAUCGUCCUCUCAGCCGCGUUCGACGACGAGCUGGUCGAGGCGGUGGCGACGCAGAUCAGCACUGAGGCCCGGGCGUUCAGCAACGCCGGCCUGGCUGGGUUGGACUGGUGGACGCCCAACAUCAACCCGUACAAGGACCCGCGGUGGGGCCGCGGUAUGGAGACUCCCGGCGAAGACGCACUCCGCAUCUCAAAGUACGUCAAGGCACUGCUUCGGGGCCUCGAGGGCACUGACCCGACGACCAGGAAGAUGAUUGCAAACUGCAAGCACUACGCAGCCAACGACCUCGAGAGGUGGAACGGCGUGACGCGCUAUAACUUUGAUGCCCCCGUAACGCUGCAGGACCUGUCAGAAUACUACCUGCCGGCGUUUAAGCAGUGCGCCCGGGACAGCAACGUAGGGUCCUUCAUGUGUGCGUACAACGCCAUGUCAAUCAAGGGCAAGAACCUCUCCUGGAAUGGGACGCCGGUGUGCGCGAGCAAGUAUUUGAUGAAUGACAUUCUGAGGGAGCACUGGGGGUGGAACGAGCACAGCAACUGGAUCACUAGCGAUUGCAACGCCGUUUUGCACAUGUGGAACCAGCAUCACUGGUCAGCCACCCGCGAAGAGGCUGCCGGCUCCGCCUAUACUGCCGGGACUGAUACUGUGUGCGAGGUUUCAAACUACGACAAGACUGCUGUCAAGGGGGCCUUUGAUAGGGGGCUACUUGACGAAGAGGUCGUCGAUCGGGCCCUCAAGCGUCUGUACGAGGGCCUAGUUCGCGCGGGUUACUUUGAUGGCCCGGACGCUCCAUACCGUAACAUCACCUGGGCGGACGUUAACACCCCUGAGGCGAGGAAGUUGGCGCUCAGGUCUGCUGUCGAGGGAAUGGUGCUGACCAAGAAUAAUGGUCUUUUGCCGAUCAAACUGGAGGAGCUGCAGAAGAAAGGUAAGACCGUGGCUCUGAUCGGCAACUGGGUGAACAAUGGAGCGCAGAUGCUUGGGACGUACAGUGGAAUUGCCCCGUUCAAAAACACGCCGCUCGCUGCUGCCAACGCGCUUAAUCUCAAAGUUGUCAUGGCAGGUGGGCCAGUCAACCAGAGCACUGGGAGUCGCGACAGCUGGACAAGGCCCGCCUUGAAUGCGGCCAGACAGGCGGAUGUCGUUUUGUACUUCGGCGGGAUUGACCUCUCCGUUGAGGCUGAGGACAGAGACAGAUACUCACUCGCCUGGCCUAGUGCUCAAGCUAAGCUGCUUUCCGAUAUUUCAGCUCUCGGCAAGCCAACAGUUGUGGUACAGCUGGGAACAAUGCUUGACGACACGGCGCUGCUCGCCAAUAAGAAUAUCUCCGCCAUAAUCUGGGCGGGAUACCCAGGCCAAGACGGCGGCACUGCGGCGUUCGACAUCAUCACCGGCAAGACCGCUCCCUCAGGCCGGCUUCCCGUCACGCAGUACCCCGCCAAGUAUGCAAGCCAGGUGCCCAUGACCGACAUGGAAGUCCGGCCAUCCAAGGAGACCAAGGGAGCCAACGGGGCCAACGGGGCCACGACGGGCAAUCCGGGGCGGACAUACAGAUGGUACGACGAGGCGGUCCACCCGUUUGGGUUCGGGCUUCACUAUACAAACUUCACCACCUCUGUCGACGUGACAUCCUCGGCCGCCAUCUCCACAUCAGACCUCACAUCCAGCUGCAAGAACGAGAAGCACAUGGACAAGUGCGCGUUCCCAUCUUCGCUCGACGUCUCCGUUACCAACACGGGCAAGUCGACCACGUCGUCGUACGCCGCGCUGGCGUUUGUGCGGGGAGAAUACGGGCCGAAGCCGUACCCACUCAAGACGCUGGUUGCGUACAGCAAGCUGCACGACAUUGCGCCGGGGCAGACUAAAAAAGUGACGCUCGGGUUGACGCUGGGAGACCUCGCAAGGACGGCGGAGAAUGGUGACCUGGUGCUAUAUCCGGGCAAGUAUGAGGUGCUGGUAGAUGUGCCAACGGCGGCCAAGGCGAGCUUUGAGAUUCGUGGGGAUGAGCUUGUUCUAGAUCGGUUCCCGCAGCCGAAGGAUGAUUAGUCGAUUGAAGGGAGCUGAGGCUCAUGGUGGAAGCGGAAGCUUUGGCUGGGUAUAUGACGUAGUGUUUGGCAGAGAUGCAUGGUUCUGCAAUACUCUAAAAGCAUUUUUUAAAAGAGAUGGCAUAUAUGUCCCCGCUUUUAUGCUCCUCAAAAUUGAAGGAUUGCCUGGUUUAGAGUUGGAGGUCUUGAUCAGGGGUUCACGUGACGGUGGCCUUUCUAUUGGCGGAAAUGCCUUUUUAUCUUGUUGGCCGACGUUCAAAGACUUCCAUGCUUUGUCAAGGGCGCUUGGAUCAAUAUGGGAUCAAUUACAUCAUUACUCGGCCUGAAUGCACUGGCGAGGCAGCCGCUCGUGUCCGAGAAUAGAAGGCAC